This is a messenger RNA of Anneissia japonica, 640 nucleotides long. RefSeq names its product cell death abnormality protein 1-like. The record is from RefSeq and is a predicted model, not a curated record. Lineage: Eukaryota; Metazoa; Echinodermata; Crinoidea; Comatulida; Comatulidae. The annotation marks the transcript as partial. The transcript is spliced from 2 exons.
UUUAUUGUUUUACUGAUAAUGAAACAAAAUAAUGUAAACCAUUUUAUUUUAAUACUGUGUUAGUUAAUACACCAUGAGUCUGAACGAGACAAUAAAUCAGGCAAAGUGGUAGUAUAAACUAUACAGUGGAUGCAUCACCAGUGCCUACAGGCACUAUUUCGUGAUUUAACGAAAUUUAGCAUAUUUACAUUUUCUAUUGUGAAUUUUAACCGCUUUGUCUGCUUAAUUCAGAAUACUGAAAGCGUAAUUUGUCCUGAUAACGCCACAAUUUUUCAACGUGAUGCUACAAUUAACUGUCCUUGCAACUGUGCCGAUGGUACCUUCAGGGAAAUGUCGGAAGGCGGCUCCUGUCCGUGUUCGUGUAGAUGCGCCGAUGGCUCCUAUGACGUAAACGCAGACGAUGGUACUUGUCCCUGUGAAUGCAAUUGUCUCGGUUGCAUGAUAUCUACUCUUGGUCCUAAUGGGUGUGAAUGUCCACGGAUACAUGACAUAUGUCCGCCUUGUUUAGUAGGCGAAGUUCAGGUGUUUGAUAUGUGUAUCUGUCACUGCGUACCUGUUGAUCAAUGUGGAAUUUUACCUACUUGUGUUGUUGGACGUCGAGGAGAUUAUUGUGACCAACUGGAUUGUCGUCCAUGCCAAG